AUGACAGGUCUAGCAGCAGCCGCAGCCGCAGCCGCAAACGCAGCGGUCGGAGCAGCAAACGUGAUAGCGGCACCAGCCCAACCAAGAGCAUUCAAACCAUAUGGGAGCCCUCCACCAUUCGACCUCGAAGCAGAAAAAGACUCUUUUGACACCUGGGUCAGAAGAUGGAAGAUAUUCCUCGCCUUGUCAACCAUCGACGAGGUGCUGGAUGCCGGACUCCGCCCAGCCUACAAAACCAAUCUGCUACUGUCCUGCUUCUCCACUCAAACACUGCAGACAGUGCUAUCAGCAGGCCUCUCACAAGCCCAAUUAGCCGAUCACGACCAAAUAAUCGGAACGCUGCGAACACGCUGCAACAACGGGAAGAACCGCCAUAUAUGGCGCCACCAGAUGGCGUUGUGCACACAACGGCCCAACCAACAAGCAGACAACUGGCUGUGCGAGCUGCGAGACGUCAGCAGGAAAUGCGACUUCAUCGGCGAUUGCUGCGCCAGAUGCGAAACAACAAGGAUCCUUGGACAAAUAGUCACCGGCGUGGCGGACAACGAAGUUCGCAUAAAACUGUUAGAACAAGGAGACACCCUGACACUCGACGGUGCGAUCGCGAUCCUGCGUACGGCUGAAACCUCCCAGCUCCAAGCGGCCAACCUGAGGGACGACUCUUCAAUAUACGCCAUCCGGCGGUCAACAUACCAAACCAAGAAAGCAGCUGAAGGCAACCCGGGCGCGACCAAACAUCCCGAAGAGAAGAAAGACGGCGUAAGAUUCGAGAAAGACAGCUCCACAUCAUGCCGAUUUUGCGGCGGACCGUCCCAUCACAUCAGACGCGAUUGCCCCGCCUGGGGGAAGAAAUGCCACAACUGUGGACGAGACAACCACUUCGCCAGUGCAUGCGAAGAUGGCUCCAAGAAAAAAGUAGGAUCAAUAUUCGAAAGGAGACCAAUGGAAGGAACGAACGAGCCACUCACGAUGGAAUUCACAGCCCAAGGAGGAACGGAAAAGGCGUCCAUAUCAACCCUCGCAGACACCGGAUCAGACAUCGACGCCAUCCCCGACAAGAUUUAUUACGCCUUCUUCCCGGAUAUACCGCUAAGGCCAAAUAGCCCAGCCCAGUCAGCGACCGGCAGCCCAAUCAUGUUUCUAGGCACCUUUCAAGCAACAAUCGACUGGCCCGCCGACCUCAACGAGUCCAGCCCAGCAACGGCCACAGUCCACGUACUGGAAAAGCUAAAACAGGCGGUCAUUUGCCUGCCCAAGAGCCAAAGUCAACACGCUGAAGCACCACCCUUCGCCAACCAAGAAGAAAGCAGACCUGGCCGGCCUGAUGGACGAACACCCGCGCAUGGAGCCACCCCAGUAAAAAUGCACGGAUCCCGCCCAGUAUCGGAGCCAUUGAAGGAGCCAUUUAAAGAAGAACUGGCCGAGCAGAGGGCACAAGGCAUCAUCCGAAAAGUCCCACCAGACACCACAACGCCAUGGAUCCACGGCGUAGUUCUGGUUCCAAAAAAGAAAGGAGGAGUAAGAUUCUGCCCGGAUUAUCGACCGCUGAAUAAGUGGCUGGUCGGAGCCAAAUUCGACAACCCGACUCCAUUUCAAGCAGUCCGUACAAUCCCCAGAGGCAUGCGCUUCUUCACAGUAGUGGACGCGUUAAAGGGGUACCACCAAUGCGCGCUGGAUGAAGCGUCCAUGGCCUUGACAACCUUCGCCACCCCGGAAGGCCUACACCAGUACACCCGGCUGCCAAUGGGGAUCUGCCAUGCCGGAGACGAUUACGGACGACGAUUCCACGACAUCUUCGGUCACCUCCGCAACACAGCCAGAUGCAUGGAGGACCUCAUCAUCUACUCCGCCACGUACGAAGAGCACCUGGAGUUAGUCCGCGCAGUUUUCAAGACGGCCAGCGACCACAACGUCGACUUCAACCGCGCCAAGACGACCUUUGCAGAGCCGACCGGCAAAUUCGCCGGCUACAUAGUGUCGGAGGAUGGCUUUCGCCCAAGCCCAGAUUUGACGCGUGCCAUCAAAAAAUUCCCGCAGCCACGGAACGUCACCGACCUUCGGCCAUUCUAUGGGCUGUGCCAGCAGGUCGGGAACUUCAGCAGCAAAAUAGCAGCAGCACUAGCCCCCCUCUCUCCACUGCUAAAGAAAAACGUGGAAUGGAGCUGGAACGCGCAAGAAGAGACAGCUUUCCAGACCGCAAGAAAAGAACUGGCGCAGGUUCAAGAGCUCGCGUUCUACAACCCAGACCGGACCACGUCCCUCCACGUCGAUGCAUCCCGCCUUCACGGCCUAGGUUUCAUCCUAAAGCAACAAGACCCAGCAACCAGCAAGUGGCAGCUAGUCCAAGCCGGAUCCCGGUUCCUUUCGUCGGCCGAGUCUAGGUAUGCGAUGAUAGAACUGGAAUGCCUGGCGGCCGCGUGGGCCAUGAAGAAAUGCAGACCAUUCCUCGAAGGACUACCGGCGUUCGACCUCAUCACAGACCAUCGGCCGCUGAUCCCAAUUCUCAACGAGUAUUCGCUGGACAAACUAGACAACCCGCGACUGCUUCGCCUCCGCCUCCAAAUGACCCGCUUCAUUUUCACAGCAAAGUGGGUCCCAGGCAAGAUCAACGUCGAAGCGGACGCACUCUCAAGAGCGCCAGUCGAACGCGCAUCAGAAGCAGACGAGCUAGCAGAAGGACCCAGCACCUUCCGAGCAAGAGGCGCGUUAAUCGGACUCAUAGCUGGAUAA
Daphnia pulicaria is the source of this 2730-nucleotide messenger RNA. RefSeq lists its product as uncharacterized. NCBI's taxonomy places the organism in Eukaryota, Metazoa, Arthropoda, Branchiopoda, Diplostraca, Daphniidae. The transcript is spliced from 2 exons. Gene Ontology annotation, molecular function: nucleic acid binding; zinc ion binding. Bases 1 to 2730 code for a protein of 909 amino acids. The record is from RefSeq and is a predicted model, not a curated record.